AAGGCUGCGUCAAGCAGUGUUUCAUCUUCCUCUUCCACUUCAUUGGUCGCCGAUGCUGCUUGCACUAACGGGCCAAACUCCCGCCAGUGUUGGAGCAGUGGCUUCAGUGUCAAGACAGACUUCGAUCAGAAGCAUCCUGUCACAGGGAACACCGUGACUUACAACCUUGAUAUCACAAACACAACUUGUAACCCGGACGGCAAUGGUGCUAUCGAGUGCUUCCUGAUCAAUGGCCAACAGCCUGGCCCUGUUAUUACUGCUAAUUGGGGUGACCAAGUCGUCAUCAACGUCAAGAACUCUCUCACGAACAAUGGCAGCAGUUUCCAUUGGCACGGUGUCAGACAACUUAACAGCGUGGGCUCUGAUGGUGUUGGCGGUUUGACGGAGUGUCCCAUCCCUCCAGGCUCAAGCAGAACCUAUUCAUUCCUUGCAACUCAAUUUGGUACUUCUUGGUACCACAGUCACUACUCAUCUCAAUACGGUAUGGGUGUUACUGGCCCGAUUGUCAUCAACGGUCCCGCUACCUCUAACUACGACAUUGAUCUUGGUCCUCUCCCUAUCAGCGAUUGGUACUACGGUCUCGCAACCAGAGUCAACGAUGUCACUCUCUACAACCUUCAGAACAAUGCUCCCCCACCGAACGGUGACAACAUCCUUGUCAAUGGCAAGGGCAUGAGUGCCUCUGGCGCCGGAUCGUAUGCCCAAAUGACCCUUACCCCUGGCAAGAGACAUCGCCUGCGUUUGAUCAACACCUCUGUCGAUAAUGCCAUCCGUGUCAAGCUUGAUGGCCACAACCUCACUGUCAUUGCUGCUGACUUCAUUCCCACCAAGCCUUUGACUAACCAAGAUUGGAUCCUGCUUGCCGUUGGUCAACGCUACGAUGUUAUCUUCACUGCCAACCAGACUCCUGGCAACUACUUCUUCCGCGCCGAGGCAGCUACUGAUUGUUACAGUGGCAACAACAAGGGCGGCCGUGCUCUGUUUACUUACUCCGGAGUCACAGCUGCCAACCCCACCGACAGCAAUGAAACUCCUCCUACAAACGGCUGUACCGAGCUGGUGACUGUUCCUUACUGGACCCAGGCUGUUGACCAGUCUCAGUACGCCGCUCAAGUUCAGACCCUGAGCACUGGUGUUGCACCUGGUGUUACCACCAACGGCCAAAACUUUGCUCUUUGGCACUUGGACACAACCGCCAUGAUGGUCAACUGGGACAAGCCAACCCUUCAAUACAUCUUCGAGGGUAACACCAGCUAUCCCGAUCCCUAUGCCGUUAUCGAGGUGCCCACCGAGGGCCAAUGGACCUACUGGCUCAUUCAAAUGGGCCAGCAGAACCCACCUCUGCCUCACCCAAUCCAUCUGCACGGCCACGAUUUCUUCGUCCUUGGCUCAGGCGCUGGUGUCUUCAGUGCUAGCAGCGCCACCUUGAACUUCGCCAACCCUCCCCGUCGCGACACCACCAUUCUCCCUGGUCUGGGUUGGGUCUUGAUCGCCUUCCCAGCAAACAACCCUGGAGUCUGGCUCAUGCACUGCCACAUUGCAUGGCACAUCUCUGAAGGUCUUGGCGUUCAAUUCAUCGAGUCCAAGAGCACAAUCAAUAUGCCUGACAAAGCCACCUUCAACUCUCAGUGUGAUGACUGGAGAAGCUACUCCAAGAGCAUGGCCUACCCCCAAAUCGACAGUGGUCUUUGA
This is a messenger RNA of Aureobasidium melanogenum CBS 110374, 1692 nucleotides long. Its product is annotated as putative multicopper oxidase, type 1. The annotation marks the transcript as partial. Gene Ontology annotation, molecular function: oxidoreductase activity; copper ion binding. The transcript is spliced from 2 exons. Lineage: Eukaryota; Fungi; Ascomycota; Dothideomycetes; Dothideales; Saccotheciaceae. The record is from RefSeq and is a predicted model, not a curated record.